Messenger RNA from Pichia membranifaciens NRRL Y-2026, 2436 nucleotides. RefSeq lists its product as hypothetical. The record is from RefSeq and is a predicted model, not a curated record. Gene Ontology annotation, biological process: pseudouridine synthesis. Bases 54 to 2102 code for a protein of 682 amino acids. Gene Ontology annotation, molecular function: pseudouridine synthase activity; RNA binding. The transcript has a single exon. NCBI's taxonomy places the organism in Eukaryota, Fungi, Ascomycota, Pichiomycetes, Pichiales, Pichiaceae. Gene Ontology annotation, cellular component: nucleus.
GAAGAUCAGUAGAAUUGCAGAACGCAAAGCCAUAAAGUCAUACAUCGUUCAAUAUGUCAGAUACGGUUGAAGGAAGCAAAAGAGCUUUUGAUGAAGAAUCUGUGAAGCAAGAGGCUGCGAAAAAACAAAAGAUUUUUUAUCCUGAUGAUCUACUAGAUGAAUGCAAGAUUGGAAUCACAGAAGAAGAUGUUGGUAUCACCGAGUUCCUUUGCCAUAAAAACUCCAGUACUAGAAUUAAUGGAACACUAAAGCAAAGAUAUACUGAUUUCUUGGUUAACGAAAUUGAUGUGGAUGGUAACGUGGUCCAUUUAACUGACCUUGGAUUCAAAGCGAAGGAACUAACUGAAGAAGAGAAGAAGAUUUUAGAGGAGCAACAGCGUAGAUUAGCCGAAAAAGAAAGAUCAUGCACCAUCCCUGACGAUGACCGGGUCAAAUUAAGCGAAUAUUUUGCCGAAGCUGACAUAAACGCAAUCGUCGGCUUGAUGGCAGACAGUGCCAAAACUGUUGAAGUUAGCAAAGUUUUUGACGACAAAGAAGAAAGAACCAAGGUACAUAGGUUGAUCCGCGAGAUAUUCAACAAUCGUAUUGAAUCUGUUACCACUUCGAGUAAUACUUUCAUAUUUGGACACAAUGCAAACAAAAACCGUAGAAGAAAGAACAAGCAAAUAAAUAACACUAUUCACCAUGAUCUAGGUGAACGUAAAGACUUUUUACAUUUUGCUUUGUACAAAGAAAAUAAGGAGACCAUGGAAGUCGCAAGUAUCUUGGCAAAAUUCUUGAAAACACAGGUCAAAAGUGUUAAGUAUGCUGGUACAAAGGAUAGAAGAGGUGUCACGGUGCAAAAGAUGUCGAUUGAAAAAUUCUCGGUCGAGAGAGUGACAACAUUGAAUAAAGCACUAAAAGGCUGUAAGUUGGGGUGUUUUGAAUAUAAGGACUCUCCAAUGAAAUUGGGUGAUUUGAAAGGUAACGAGUUUAUCAUCACAAUCAAAGAUGUUGAGAGCGUUGAUCCUAAUAUUUCUGUUGAGGAUGCCUUGAUCCCAAUCUUGAAUUCAUUAAAAGAAAUUGGAUUCAUCAACUACUUUGGUAUGCAAAGAUUCGGAACAUUCUCAAUUUCCACGCAUGAGAUCGGUAAGGAAAUCUUGAAAGGGAAUUGGAAAAAUGCAGGAGAAUUGAUUUUAGGAGAGCAAAAGGUAGUAAUUCCGGGUUCCAUUGAAGCAAGAAAGAUCUGGGCAGAAACAAGAGAUGCUUCAUCUGCGUUGAAGAAGAUGCCAAGAAAAUGUAGUGCCGAAUACUCCAUUUUGAGUAGACUUGAAAGAAGUCAGAAAGACGAGAAUGGAGAGUUUGAUGAAAACGCUUAUUUUAAUGCCAUCAUGGGUAUACCUAGAAAUUUGAGAAUCAUGUAUGGUCAUGCGUAUCAGUCUUUUGUUUGGAAUUGUGUUGCAUCGAAGAGAAUACAGCUUUAUGGGUUGAACGUUGUUGCAGGAGACUUGGUGCUAUGCAGCAAUGAGAAGAUUAUGGAUGAAUUCAACAAAGAGCUAGAGAAUAAGUUUGUUGAUAACGACGAUAGUGUCAUACAGGAUUUGAAAGAAAGUCAUGGAUUGAAGGCUAGACCAAUAACGCAAGCCGAAGUCGACGCAAAGAAAUUUGAUAUCUAUGAUGUUGUUUUACCAACUCCAGGAUACGAUGUAAUUUAUCCUCAAGAGGAGGCGUUGAAAAAUGUUUAUGUUGAGGUCAUGGCUAGGGAUGGAUUGGAUCCUUUUGGUAUGACACGUAAGGUUAGGGAGUUUUCCCUGGCAGGUUCAUACAGACAGCUGAUCUCCAAAAUUGAUAACCUCGAGUACCAUUUUAGAAAGUACAACGAAGUUUCCGAUCAACUAGUACGUACAGAUAAGGAGAUCUUGACCCUAAAGGAGGAGGCAGAAAACAAGGAUGCCGUAAUCAAGCAGAUUCUAGAUGGUGUUCCUGAUGGUGAAAAAAUCGCUGUCAUCUUGAAGAUGCAACUAGGUGUAUCUACCUAUGCUACUAUGGCUCUUAGAGAGAUUCUACAAGGUGACACUUCUCGUUUUGGAGGAAUUGUUAAUUUGCAAAAGAAACAGAACUAGACGGGUCUAUCGGCCCAUUGGCCCCUUUUGAGGGAAGUGGGCACAUGAAAAUUACCAACGUGGAAUGUUAUUUAUUUCCGUUUUCGGACAUUGCUGAUGUUCCCCAUGUAUAGUAGUAACUUCACAAACUGAAACGGUGUCUUUUCGACUCUCCAUUUAGGUUGGUAUAUAUAUAGAGAUAUAUAAAAGUUUACGGUCCAUUAUAUUGCGAUUGCUCUUUAAGUCCAGUUCUCGGACGAUUCUUUGCUUCAACAAAUAAAAACAUACCUUGUUCAAAAGCCGGGGGUUCACAGUACACAUUGCUGUAAAGAGAAGAAAUAAAUUAGAAAAGAAA